UGUUGACUGGGUAAGCACCACAUCAAAUGUUCUUAGCUGGAGCCAGCCACCAGGAUUUAUGCUGGAAAAUGGAAAGCAAAGUCAACUGGCGUCAACAACCUUCACCACAAUACUUCCUGCUCCAGACCAGCUGACUGUUGACUCAGUGGACACCACAUCAGCUGCUGUUAGCUGGAGCCAGCCACCAGGAUUGGACCAAACCCAACAUCAUUACCAGAUCUCCUACCAGUGUCCAGGGACAGAACCACACAUCACUACCACGUCUUCACACAGCAUCACUCUCUCUGACCUGCAAGGUGGUACUCAGUACUCUGUCACUGUCUGCACUGUGCUGGAAAAUGGAAAGCAAAGUGAACUGGUGUCAACAACCCUCACCACAAGACCUUGUCUCAAGGAGCUGUUGUCAAAGACUGGACUAGAAGAUCAUUAUGAAAACAAGCUGACGUUAAGUACUGUCCUUGAGAUAAAUGCUGAUACUACAUCAGAUGAACCUCUUACCACUAUGCAGUCACUUCCAAGGGCCUUCCUUAAGAAAUUAAUGAUGGCAAAUGUGAAUGCUAGGAGUGUGAAAUGUCUGACCACGGUUUCCCAUUGUGGUGUAGACAACCUGGACACUGACACUGAUAGCAGCAAUGUCAUUAAUCCACUGGACCUGAUAACGGCCCUGUUUCUGUGUUCAGAUGGUUUCCUGCAGCAGGAGAUGGUCCAGAAAAUGUCCAUGUGUCAGUUUGCUGUUCCUCUGCUGCUGCCCAACUGUGACACAAAACAAAGCACUUUGAUGCUGUGGGCCUUGAGGGACAUAGUGAGGAAAUUUAGACCCUCUUCCCAAACAGCCACAAAGGCUUUUGUGGAGGACAGAAUUGUUGUCUCUGAUAUUCCUAUGGUGUCCUUUGUUAGGCUAGGAGAGAGCAGCUUGUCCAAGUCUCAUAUUUUGAACAAGUUGCUUAGUAACCCUCAACAGUACCAUGACACUUUUGUUCAUCAUGAUAUGGAAUGUGGAGAUGUCCCUUUGCAAAUCUCAAAUGGACUGGUUGAAAUCAGCUGGUACUUUCCCUGUGGGAACAGAAACAUAGACAUGUUCACUAAACCUGUGGCAGUGGCCAAUCUCAGAGGAGACAUCAGGUCCUUUGAAACACAGUUCUCCUUUCUGUGUCAAACAUCAGCUGCAGUUUACAUUUUCAUUGAUGAUUUUGAGUCAGAUCUCAAGGUUUUGGAAGGAAAAAUCACAAGAACAGAGCUAUUUCUGGUUGUCAACUCUCAGAAUAAAACAUUCAGGGUGGACACAUUGAAGAAAAUGAUCACAAACUACAGUAUCAACCCAACAAAUGUGAUUGUGAAGAAGAAGCAGAAUGAUGCAGAAUUUGUCAAAACCCUGCAGUCAUCUGUGGGUGACGUCAUCGAAAAUAGUAAAAACAGAUUGACAAUUGAAAACAUGGUUGACGUGGCUCAUCAGUUUGGGAUUCUGGUUGAUGAAGACAGUGAUGACUGUCAGAGUGCCAGGAAGAUGGCAGAUGAAAUCACCAGGAACAUCAAAGACACAAUUAAAUUCAAAGACCAACAGCUACCCUUACAAGGGCAAAUCUGGAAAGAGCUUUCCCAGUUGGAGAAAGAGAGAUGUAGACUGAGAAAACAAGGGGAUCAAGACAUUGAACACUACAAGAGCUCUCUGAAGAAAAAGGAGGAAGAGCUGAGAAAGAAACAGUAUACAUGUGACAUGUCAGAUGCAAUGACAAGCUUCAUGUUAGGAAUGUCAAGAUCAGGACCUGAGCGUUCCUAUUUCCUCAAAUGGAUGCGGAUAAAUCUGGACAAUCUGUCACGGCAGAACCUGUCUGCUUUGCGGGACCAGUACAAAGAUCUUUGCCAAAAUUCUCCGGAGAAGAAAGACGACAUUAAAGAUUUGGAUAAGCAAUUAUCUGACUGUUCCUUAGGCCUUGAACACUUCCUGCGUGAGUUGGGCCAGUUAUAUGAGUCCGCCUGCUCCCUCCCUGAAGACAGUCCUCAAAGGAAACAGAUGGAGCAUCUCCCUGGAUUGUGUGCUCAAAUGCUGUUGGAUGGUUUCCCCAUUGAGCUUGUGGAUGGAGAUGCAUCAAAUAUCCCUCUGAAAUGGAUAUCAGCUGUUCUGACUCAGCUUCAUACUCUUGUGGACUCCAACAGCAAGAUCAGGGUUGUGACAGUUUUAGGGGUCCAAAGCACUGGGAAGUCCACUCUCCUCAACACCAUGUUUGGGGUCCAGUUUGCUGUCAGCAGUGGAAGAUGCACCAGAGGUGCCUUCAUGCUACUGAUUAAAGUCAACAAAGAACUCAAGGAGGAGUUGAAAUGUGACUUCAUCAUGAUCAUUGACACAGAGGGGUUGAAAUCACCAGAGUUGGCUCAACUAGAUCAUAGCUAUGAACAUGACAAUGAACUGGCCACACUGGUGAUAGGACUCAGUGAUGUCACAAUUAUCAACAUGUCCAUGGAGAACUCCACAGAGAUGAAAGACAUUCUGCAGAUUGUUGUUCAUGCUUUUAUCAGGAUGAAGGAAGUGGGGAAGAAGCCGAUAUGUCAUUUUGUGCACCAGAAUGUGUCAGACAUGUCUGCUCAUGACAAUAACAUGAGGGACAGAAAGAAGUUGUUGGAACAGUUGAAUGAAAUGACCCUGGCAGCAGCCAGAAUGGAGAAGAAGGAGAAUAUCACCAAGUUCACUGAUGUGAUGAAGUAUGAUCCAGACACAAGCAGCUGUUACAUCCCAGGACUCUGGCAUGGGACUCCCCCAAUGGCUCCAGUCAAUGCUGGCUACAGUGAGGCUGUGUACAGCUUCAAGAAGACCUUGAUGAAAGAUUUCAGAAAUUGCCAGAGUAAUCAUGACAUGACACAUUUCCUGAAGUGGACACAAAGUUUGUGGGAGUCUGUUAAAUUUGAGAAAUUCAUCUUCAGUUUCAGAAACAGUUUGGUUGCAGAUGCAUACUCCAAAUUGUGCUCUGAGUACAAUAGUUGGGAAUGGACCUUCCAGAAAGAGAUGUAUACAUGGAUGGUGAGUGCUGAAACUAAAAUGUCCAAUAUUGUCAUGUCAGAUCAACAUCCCCAGAGGUCCAUAAGAGAUGUGCUACAAGACUUAAUGAUAGAAGCAUCUGAGAAGUUUUCAGAGGGAGAAAAGGAAAUCCAAGACAAUCUAGUGAAAUACUUUGAUAAGCAAGAUGGCCAUGUCAAUCUGGUGGAAAAAUACAAGGAGGACUUUGUGUCCAGUGCCAAAACACUGAGACGAGAGACAGAAAACACAGUGAGAAACAAACUGCAAGGAGCGGUUGAAAUCAAAGAGGGAAUGAAAGAACUGAACAACAUCAAGAGUUCUCAGGCAAAUACAAUGGAAAAGAAGGUUCUGACUCUGCUACAGAACUGUAGAAAGAAAGAAUCUGUUUUAUCAGAUGAGGAACUCAGUGAAGAGUUUGAAAUCAUGUGGAAGAUAACUCUGUCUGAGAUGCACUUCAGAGGACUCCCAAGAAGAGAUGUGGCUCAAGAUGCCUUCCUUAUGUUACGUGGAAAUCUAUCAACAAGGGGUGGGCACAUCAAUAAGAUGUUGGUUGGAAACAACCUGGUGGAUUGUGGUAAAACAGAAUUUGUUGUGGAAACUAGAGGUUUAAGGAAAAUAAUUGAGGGCUUUGUUAAGCACUGGGACAUCAACCAUUACAGGAAUAAACUACAAGAGUUGUGUGAUGACAUCAUAUCACAGUGUCAGUUGUUUAUAACACAGAAGGUGGAAAGCAAAACAGAUUACCACAACACUUACAUCAAAGAGCUGCUGAACAAGAUUGAUGAAACAUUGCAACAACACAAGAAUGUUAACGUCAGUGAGGAAUGUGAGGUUUCUCUGAAGCUACACAUCUGUGGCAGAGCAGCCAUAGAGUUCCAGAAGAUGCAUGAUGAUUUCAUUGAAGUCAAUGACCCAAGGAAGUGUCUGGAACAGUCUAAGAUCAAGUACCUUACUGAGUUCAUAGACUUGUUUCAUAACCGAGAUCAGUGCCUAAAGAAAGCUGAGGAGUUCUCAAAGCUCUUACGACCAGCUGUACAGGACUAUGUGACCAAAAGUAUUGGUCCUGAUGUUGUUGAUGACAUAAAAACCGGUGAAGGGUCAGAGGAUUACAGCACAAGAGGGGCUUUCCAGUUUUCCAUUUUGAAACAACUCCUGACAGAUGGACAAUAUGAUAAAUAUAAAAGGUACAUAAACUAUUAUGAAAUGUUUGUGAAGGACUGGCUGUUUGACCAGAUUGUCCAACAAUUGUCAACGGACUGCAGACUGAAGAAAUUGGAAAAUAAACAUAUUUCAGAGAUAGUCAAGACGAUCACUGACACAAUCUCUAACAUCAGUGAAACAACUGGCACAAAAAAUGUAAAUGAUGUCAAGACAUUCAUUCAGAACAUCUGCAGUGCCCUUGAAGAUAAGCUGGUCCUCAAGAAUGCUCUGGGGUCCAUCUUGAUUCUGAACACUGCAGACACAAAACAGUUUGCUGUCUACCUCACAGAGUUUGUGAAAGAAAUAGAGCAGUCACUAGCAGCUACGUACGACAAGGAAGGAGACAUCAAAGAGAGACUCAGAUCUCUGCCAUUCAAGCCUCAGGACAAGAUGUUUACCAGUCUGUUUGGCUGUGGCAAACAAUGUCCUUUCUGCGGUGGACCCUGUGAAGCAGGAGGUAAGGAGCAUGCCCAACACUUUACAUCUAUUCAUCGUCCACAAGGUGUCAAGGGUUGGAGGAAUUUAAAGACAACGGUGUUAUGGACUAACAUAUGUUCCUCUGAUGUGAUUAGUGAAAACAAAUUCAGGACCUCCCUGACAGAAGGCAAAUUUCACCCCUACAAGGAGUACCAGACAUUUUACCCUGACUGGAUCAUAACUGGAGAUCCCAGCAUCAAGGCUUCAAACUACUGGAAGUACGUGAUGGCCACUUUCAAUGAGACAAUUGCUAAAGACACACAUGCACUCCCUGCUGAUAUCCCAGAGGACUGGAAUGCAUUAACAAGUGAUGACGCAUUGAAGAGCUUGAAAGAGGCUUUCAACGUGAAAUAAAGUGGGGUUCUACUGUGUAUAAUGACUCUUGUUGACCAACAUGUUAACAUAUAAUUGAACAUUCAAAGGCUUGACAACCAGAAAUAACUCUCAUGAAGUGGAUAUAUCACAGAAUCAAAAUAUAAGGAGCCAGUCGCCCAUACAAGAUAUUUUGA
Messenger RNA from Salvelinus fontinalis (brook trout), 5196 nucleotides. Its product is annotated as interferon-induced very large GTPase 1-like. The transcript has 3 exons. The coding region runs from base 59 to 5041 and encodes 1660 amino acids. Gene Ontology annotation, molecular function: protein binding; GTP binding. Lineage: Eukaryota; Metazoa; Chordata; Actinopteri; Salmoniformes; Salmonidae. The record is from RefSeq and is a predicted model, not a curated record.